Xenopus tropicalis (tropical clawed frog) is the source of this 2820-nucleotide messenger RNA. It is a transcript of the gene mpp7, whose product is annotated as MAGUK p55 scaffold protein 7. The coding region runs from base 459 to 2264 and encodes 601 amino acids. The record is from RefSeq and is a predicted model, not a curated record. Gene Ontology annotation, cellular component: adherens junction; bicellular tight junction; membrane. The transcript has 22 exons. Lineage: Eukaryota; Metazoa; Chordata; Amphibia; Anura; Pipidae. Gene Ontology annotation, molecular function: kinase activity; ATP binding; transferase activity.
GGGCGGUGCUGUGGGACAGAGGGAGUGACGCAACGUGUGUGUUGGUGUCCGUAGGAGCUGCGGCUUGUGAUUGUGUCCUGUUGCGGCUCCCGGCUGGGGAUUGGCGGCGCUCGGUGGGAUCUGGCUUCCCGGUUUGCCUCGCUCCGUUAUGGUUGCACUUUUUGCUUGCAUUAUGCUUUUUAAUAUUCCCGGAGCCCUGCGAAAGUGAUGAGAGGCUUAUGAUUACAAGGGACCUGUUGUAACUGCUGAACAGGGAAAGGCUCAGGAUGUCUGAUGACUGCUUAUGACCUAUUCUGGCCAGGAAAGAAGCCAAACUAUUCUGUUGGUGACUCAGGGGGAAACCAGCAGGUUCCAUAAAUCUUGGCUGGCGGCUUGGCCCGAGUAGCUCUGACUGAUAGCGAUUGCUGCCUCUUGGCUGCAUCUUCGACCUGUAACGCUCCGUGUGAGAUUCUGCAACCAUGCCAGCGCUAUCGACUGGAGCUGGAAGUGACACAGGUCUGUAUGAGAUCUUGGCUACGCUACCGGCCCAGCUGCAGCCACAUGUGGACAGCCAGGAAGACCUGACCUUCCUUUGGGAUAUGUUUGGUGAAAAAAGCCUCCAUUCACUGGUGAAGAUACAUGAAAAAUUGCAUUACUAUGAGAAGGAGAACCCUAUGCCCGUUAUCCACAGUGCUACAGCCUUGGCAGAAGAACUGGCGGAGGAACUGCAGAGCAAGUCGCUGAACAGUGAGAUCAGAGAGCUGCUGAAACUGCUGUCAAAACCAAAUCUCAAGGCUCUUCUCUCAGUGCAUGACACAGUGGCACAGAAGAGCUAUGAUCCUGUGCUUCCUCCCAUGCCCGAUGACAUUGAUGAUGAUGAAGACUCAGUGAAAAUCAUCCGCCUGGUAAAGAACCGAGAGCCACUGGGUGCUACUAUUAAAAAAGAUGAGAAGACAGGUGCAAUUGUUGUUGCCAGAAUAAUGAGAGGCGGAGCUGCAGACAGAAGUGGACUAAUCCAUGUUGGAGAUGAACUGAGGGAAGUCAAUGGCAUAAGUGUGGAGGAUAAGAAACCAGAAGAAAUCAUACAUAUUUUGGCUCAGUCUCAAGGUGCAAUAACAUUUAAAAUCAUACCUAGUAUUAAAGAGGAGCCACCAAACAAUGACGGAAAGAUGUUUGUUAAAGCCCUCUUUGACUACUACCCUAAUGAGGAUAAAGCUAUUCCUUGUAAAGAAGCUGGGCUUUCGUUCAGAAAGGGAGAUAUCCUUCAGAUCAUGAGCCAGGAUGAUGCAACCUGGUGGCAAGCCAAACACGAAGGUGAUGCCAAUCCCAGAGCAGGCUUGAUCCCUUCAAAGCAAUUCCAGGAGAGGAGAUUUGCGCUCCGAAAACCUGUAGUGUCGAACCAGCCGCAGAAAGUUCCCAACAGAAAAUCAUAUGAGGAAACUGUUGAGUAUGAGGAAAUUGAAGAAGAUGCAGAGUUUGCUGCUCAUAGCACUGGAACCUAUUUAGCCGGGUUUAGAAGAAGUUUUCGUCUCAGCAGGAAAGACAGAAAAACAAAUAAAUUUAUGUACGAAUGUAAGAAGAGCGACCAGUACGAUACAGCAGAUGUUCCGACGUACGAAGAAGUGGCACUGUAUCAGCGGAAGCCUAAUGAGAAAUACAGACUGGUCAUCUUGGUUGGACCCGUGGGGGUCGGUGUAAAUGAACUGAAGAGGAAGGUGCUGAUCGGCAACAGCCAGCACUAUGGAGUUACUGUACCACAUACAACGAGAGGGAAGAGAAGCCAAGAGAACGAUGGAGUAGAAUACAUAUUUAUUUCUAAGCAUUUGUUUGAAACUGACAUACACAAUAACAAGUUUAUUGAGUACGGCGAAUAUAAAAACAAUUACUACGGCACAAGCUUAGACUCGGUCAGGUCGGUCCUGGCGAAGAAUAAAAUCUGUUUGCUGGACGUGCAGCCUAACAGCUUAAAACACUUGAGAACAUCGGAAUUUAAGCCUUUUGUUAUAUUUAUCAAGCCUCCCACUAUUGAGCGUCUGAGAGAGACACGGAGGAACGCAAAGGUGAUCUCCGGAAAGGAUGAGAGAGGGGCAGCCAAACCCUUCUCGGAUGAAGAUUUUGAAGAGAUGAUUCAGUCGGCGGAAGCCAUGGAAGCUCAGUACGAUCACUUUUUUGACACAACCAUAGUCAACGAUGAUCUUUCUGCAGCUUACAAUGAACUCAGGUCAACCCUGGAGAGGCUGGAGAUGGAGGGCUUUUGGGUGCCAGUCAGUUGGCUGCACUCCUGAGCCGUGUCCGACAGCACCAAUUGUUUUACCUUUUGUUUCAUGUAAAUAUCGCACACGUUAGCAUUUUGUUGGUGGGCUUUUUUUUUAUUUGCUCUGGUGGAACUCAUUUUAAAUAUCGCUCUCAUUUCUUUUUGGAUACGAUGAAAAUGAUUUUUGGAAAGGAAGAGAAAGAUUCUGAAUACAUGCCUUUCUGUGUGCUAUAAUAUAAGGGGAAAAGUAUGUGCAGGGGGCUUUAAGCAAGUUAUAAAAAAAAAAAACUGUAGUGUUUCUGGUUGUCCUACAUGAAUGAAGCCAAUGAAGGAUAUCAGGGCUGCAGUUUAUUGUAGAAGAGGGAGUUGGUUGGGAAAUGUAUAGUUCACAUGUUGGAAUUGUUUUUGGCAGCCAGGUUGUGCAGUAAGCUCGGACUAUGCUUUAACUUCAUCGCUGCCAGGGGGCUCCUUUGCGUUGGCCUCCUCUUCUCAAGGUGAUCCUGUGACCUGUAACAUUACACUGGAAUACCCAAGACUCUGGGUCUUAUUUUGUUUGUUUGUUUUUGUGAAACAUCUCAGUCUUUUUG